AUGGAUCGCGCGCGCGACGGCGACGAGGACGAGCGCGACGACGAUGACGUGAACGACGCGCGUCGCGCGCUGGACGACGUGGAGGCGGCGCUUCGCGAGGACGCCGAGGCGAGCGCGCGGGAGGGGCUGGACGAGGCGAAGCGAGACGCCGAGGUGCGCGCGAUGACGGCGGCGGCCGAGGCGCGCGAUCGCGAUCCGAGGGUCGUGGAGCUGAUGGAGGACGCGAGGAACGCGAUGGUGGCGCCCGAGGGCGCGCCGCGCGCGCGGGCGGCCGCGGUCGCGUUCGCGGAAAAGGUGGAGCGCGCGUUGGCGAUUGAACCAGAGUACUACGAGGCGUCGCUGCAGCUGGGCGCGGUGUAUCGCGCGCAGGGGUACGUCGCGCGCGGUCUCUCAUGCGUGCGAUCGACGUACGAGCACACGCCCAGUUGCGUCGCCGCGUACGUAUUCGCGGGACGAAUGUGCGAAGAUCUGGGGUUGUACAAUCACGCCGAGGAGGAGUACGCCAAGUGCGUCAACGUCGCGUUUGACUAUCCAGACGCGUGGAUCGCGCUGGCGCGACUGAUGUGCGUGCAGUUCGGCGCGAUCGCGAGUGCGGUGAAACUCAUGCGGUUGGCUAAAUCAGGAGGUCCCGAGGGUAAGUUCGUGAGACCGGGUAAGCAUCCGCUGUUGUUGUUCACGCUCGCGCACGCGCUGCAUCUCAACGGCUACGCCGCCGAGCCGACGAGUUUGUACACGCAAGCGCUCCACGCGGGCGCGGGAAUCAUGGCGGUAUAUCCGCUCGCACGCUUAGCGUGCGAUGGUGGAGACGAUGAGAGUGUGGAGGCGUACCGCGAAAUGUGGCGGAAUGCGCGCGAGUCGGUCGCAGAAGCCGAGCGCGGCGAAGAUUCCCUCUUCGCUUCGCUCGACAUGUUCAACAGUGUGAGCCACGGCGCUCAUUGGCACGAACUCCUGACAUCGAAAACGCGAGCGCACGAGGCUAUCGCGCAGUACGACGGCACUGGCGCGGUCUCAUCGCCCACGUUGGUCACGAGUGAGAACAUCGAUGAAAACUUGAGCUCUGGCGACGCGAAUCGUCUCUACGUUCUCAAAGGCGAGCACGUGAAAUUUCCAGGCCUUUUCAAACAGCGCAAGAAUCGCAUCGGGACGCUGGCGUAUUUUCGCGAGGAAAUCAUCGACUCGUCGUCGCGACGAUCGCGAGGUGGGCUCAUCGCACAGCGACGCGUCGAGGACUGCGUGACGGACGAGCUCGGUCGAAAGUGCUCGGUACGCGUCCGCGCGGCGUUCGUUCCCGAUCGCGAACCGAGCUUCGACGUCGCGUACAUCGCGCAAUACGUGUCAGUGCACUCCACGGUGCGCGAGUACGGCGAUGGCGUGAUUUUGGGUGACGAAUACGACGACGAGCUGUUCUUGCGCGAGUUCACAAAUCGAGGCUUGAGCGGCGACGAAGCCUCCGCCGUGGUGCGAGAAGUCGACAUCGAUGACUUGUGCGCGCGCUUGCUUGGAUUGGACGACAUUUCAAAGACUAUGAUCGCGCAGUGUCAAACCGUCGUGCGCGCUUUCCGCGCGCGCGUCAGGGAAGAACGGAACGUCAUACAAGACUCGCAUUACGCCGGAUACGCCGCCGUCGGCGCUCCGGUAUUCUUCGAGCUCGAAUUCGUCAUAGAAAACGGAGAAAAGCCCCUUCCUUGGCUCAUCGGCGUCCACGGCGAGCCGCGCUUCGCGCUCGAGCGCGAGCGCGCGUUCGUGCACGACGUCUGGUCCCGAACUUUCGACGGGCUAGACGGCUCUGGAAGUCAGUGUCGCGGCGGCGCGGUUCGCGACGUCGUCCGCUUCGCGGAAUCUAUUUGA
Ostreococcus lucimarinus CCE9901 is the source of this 1848-nucleotide messenger RNA. It is a transcript of the gene TPR5, whose product is annotated as TPR-repeat containing protein. Gene Ontology annotation, molecular function: protein binding. The coding region runs from base 1 to 1848 and encodes 615 amino acids. The transcript has a single exon. The record is from RefSeq and is a predicted model, not a curated record. NCBI's taxonomy places the organism in Eukaryota, Viridiplantae, Chlorophyta, Mamiellophyceae, Mamiellales, Bathycoccaceae.